AUGUCGGUGCCCCCAGUAUCGUGUUGGUGCCCCCAGUAUCAGUAUCACAUUGGUGCCCCCAAAAACAUGUCGGUGCCCCCAGUAUCGUGUUGGUGCCCCCAGUAUCAGGCCACCGUGGGCUCCACCAACCUUCUCCAGAUGAUGUACAAGGAGCCUGCUCGAUGGUCCUACACCUUCCAGACCUUCUCCUGCCUGAGCCGGCUGAAGGCCCUGCUGGAGCCCCCUCCCCCCAGCUUCCCCACCCCCCCAGUCCGGGUCUUUGAACGUUCCAUCUACAGCGACAGGUAUGUCUUUGCCAAGAACCUGUUUGAGGUUGGGCACCUGCAGCCUCUGGAGUGGGCAAUUUACCAGGACUGGCACAGCUUCCUGCUCCAGCAGCUGGGCCCCCGGGCCACCCUCCAGGGCUUCCUCUACCUGCGGGCUGAGCCCCAGACGUGCCUGGAGCGGCUGCGCCGGCGCGCGCGGAGCGAGGAGAGCGGGAUCCAGCUGGGGUACCUGCAGCAGCUCCACUCCCAGCAUGACCAGUGGCUGCUGGAGAAAACCACCGAGAUCCACUUUCCUGACAUGAAGAACGUGCCCGUCCUGGUGCUGGAUGUGGACAAGGACUUUGAGCACAACGUGGCCACAAGGGAUGUUCUCAUGGCACAGGGUCUCCCCCCUGCCUCCCUGGUGGUGCCCCCCAACCCAACGUCCCAGUGGAGGAUUCCAGUGGAGGAUCCUGGUGGAGAAUCCCCCUGGAAGCUGUUGCCAAGAGGAGGAAAACCAGCAGCUGAGGAGCACCGGGGGCUGCGCGGGCUCCACCGGCACCGGCAGCCGACACUGCCCCUUGGCCAGCCUGGCUGGCACUGGCCCCCCUGA
Messenger RNA from Chaetura pelagica (chimney swift), 858 nucleotides. It is a transcript of the gene DGUOK, whose product is annotated as deoxyguanosine kinase. The record is from RefSeq and is a predicted model, not a curated record. The coding region runs from base 1 to 858 and encodes 285 amino acids. Gene Ontology annotation, cellular component: cytoplasm; mitochondrion. Gene Ontology annotation, molecular function: deoxyguanosine kinase activity. NCBI's taxonomy places the organism in Eukaryota, Metazoa, Chordata, Aves, Apodiformes, Apodidae. The transcript has 7 exons.